Messenger RNA from Trametes versicolor FP-101664 SS1, 1456 nucleotides. RefSeq names its product tyrosine tRNA ligase. Gene Ontology annotation, molecular function: ATP binding; tyrosine-tRNA ligase activity. Gene Ontology annotation, biological process: tyrosyl-tRNA aminoacylation. Lineage: Eukaryota; Fungi; Basidiomycota; Agaricomycetes; Polyporales; Polyporaceae. The transcript is spliced from 6 exons. The record is from RefSeq and is a predicted model, not a curated record. The coding region runs from base 40 to 1347 and encodes 435 amino acids.
CUUCGACUCUGUCUAGCUGCACAUUGUGCUCUGGGAAACAUGGCUGAGGAAAAGUACGAGCUCAUCACGCGGCGACUGCAGGAGGUGCUCGGCGGCGACCUCAUCAAAGGCGUCCUUGCGGAAGGACGCACACCAAAAUGCUACUGGGGCACUGCACCGACCGGACGACCACACAUCGGGUACUUCGUACCGCUCACGAAAAUCGCAGACUUCCUGCGCGCGGAUGUCGAGGUCACCAUCCUCCUUGCGGAUGUUCACGCGUUUCUCGACAACCUCAAGGCGCCAUUGGAGCUGGUGGCCCACCGGACUCACUACUACAAGAAGAUCCUCAUGGCCGUCUUCACCUCGCUAGGGAUUCCUACGUCUAAACUGCACUUUGUCGAAGGAUCAUCCUACCAGUUGACGAAGGAAUACAACCUCGACAACUACAAGCUGUGCGCGAUCGUAACGGAGCACGAUGCGAAGAAGGCUGGAGCGGAGGUGGUGAAGCAGGUCGAGAGCCCAUUGCUGAGUGGGCUACUCUACCCUGGACUGCAGGCUUUGGAUGAGCAGUACCUUGGCUGCGAUUUCCAGUUCGGCGGUGUCGAUCAGCGUAAAAUCUUCACGUUCGCGGAGCUCUACCUCCCCCGCCUCGGCUACAAGAAGCGCGCACAUCUCAUGAACCCGAUGGUCCCAGGCCUCGGCGGCGGCAAGAUGUCCUCGUCCGACCCUGAUUCGAAGAUCGACUUCCUCGACGCGCCCGAGGUCGUGCGGCGCAAGAUCAAGAAGGCGUUCUGCGAGGAGGGUAACGUCGACGAGAACGGCGUCCUCUCCUUCGUCGAGGCCGUGCUCAUCCCGAUCAGCGAGCUGCGCAUCGAGCGCGCGAAGGGCCUCACUGGGGCGGAGGCGGACGAGGGCGCGGGCGCGACGGACCAGACGCCGUUCUCGGCGGAGGGCGCGCCGGAGGGCACGGUGUUCUCGAUUGUGCGGAAGGAAGAGCAUGGGGGGUCGCUGCACUACAGCUCGAUCGACGGGCUGAAGGAGGACUUCAAGGCGAAGAAGGUGCAUCCGCAGGACCUGAAGACGGCGGUGGCGAAUGCGAUCAUCCGGCUGUUGGACCCCAUACGGGCGACGUUUGAAAAGGACGAGGAGUGGCAGAAGGUCGAGAAGCUGGCUUACCCCGAUCCCAACGCGAAGCCGGAGAAAAAGAAGAAGGUCAAGGUCUACCACCCGCCGCCGCCCGGUAAGGGCAAGAAUGCGAAGCCUGCCCAGGACGGGGCCGCUACGGAGACCGCGCCACCCGACGCUCCUGCUGAGGGUGCGCACUCCACGGCAGAAGCUGCCAAACAGCAAGAGCCGUCCUCAUAGCGCGCGUAGAGGUAGACGGAUGAAGUCAAUGUUGUAUGUACGUAUACACAGAGUGGAUGCAGCUCAUUACCUUGCGUACGCGAUCUAGUGUUACUGACGAUAGAGAAAC